AUGCCCACACCUAAGCACGAUAUUGUGGUCGGGGUUGACUUUGGCACUACAGCCUUUGUGUUCUUGCUUAUAUUGAAGAACCCCAAUCUUCAGGAGAACCAGUGGGGAUUUCUUGCUCAGAAAGAGCCCAAUAUGAUCUCUUGGUUUAAGUUAUUCUUGGAUGAUGAUCUUGAGAUCGAGAUCGAGAGCUGGAAAGCAGAGGUAAUGGGUUGGGCAGGUUCUCGAGGGAUUAUGUCUCUUCCAAGAGGGAAAUCCUCAAUUGACACGAUCUCAGAUUACCUGGGCGCUCUCCGGGCCAAGAUCUGGGACCAUCUGAAAGAAAAAUGUACCAAUGCCGAGAAGAGCCUGGAGACAAGCACCAUCAAAUUCUGUUUUACCAUACCAGGGCACUGGUCCACAGAAGCCAGAUCGAGGAAGUGUGAUGAUGUCUGCCUACUUAUAGAGGCUGACGCUGCCAUCAUCUUCGCUCUAUCGACCUUGCAAGAUAAUGCAGGAACCUUACCUCUCAAGGGAGAUGCUAAAGUCGACACACUCAGUGCCGAUCUUCUCAAGCUAUUCCAACCCUCUGUCAGGACAAUUGUCAAUUACUUGAAUAGCCACAUGAGUGAAGCCAAUAGUAUGAAAGGAGAAGCACCAGCCAUUAAAAAAAUCUUGCUUGUCGGAGGAUUCUCUCUUUCGCGUUUCCUUCAAAGUGAGAUCAUACGUGCAUUUCCCGAUAUGACCAUCAUCACAGACCGUCAAAAUGCAUUGACGGCUGUCGUCCAGGGUGCGAUCGCAUGGGGUAGUGGCAAAGUUGAGCUACAAAGCAUGCGUAGUCCGUGCCACUUCGGGUUCUCAACCGUGAAUCCAGUCGACUUUUCCCUUCCCAUAAACUCGUGUUUGGGCUCUGCUUUCCAAAAUGGUUCAAUUGACUGGCUCGUGAAAAAGAUUAGCACCCUGGCAAUCGAUAUUUCGGGGAUAGACUUCUCCCACUCCGAGCGCUGUGAAGGAGGCGGACCCUCUGCCUGGAAGGUUAAUUACAUGAUUUCUGCCUGUCUGGGAGACACCAAUGGUACUAUCCACUUCGAUGUCUACUGGGAGAGGAUCCAUCUGAUGAAUUGGAAAUUCAAGCCUGGUUUCAUUCGGUUAUAA
Messenger RNA from Penicillium malachiteum, 1131 nucleotides. RefSeq lists its product as uncharacterized. Bases 1 to 1131 code for a protein of 376 amino acids. The record is from RefSeq and is a predicted model, not a curated record. The transcript is spliced from 7 exons. NCBI's taxonomy places the organism in Eukaryota, Fungi, Ascomycota, Eurotiomycetes, Eurotiales, Aspergillaceae.